AUGUCGCCUUGGUAUCAAGCCAGCGGGAACCCCUUCAGCACCCUCCCCAACCUCUUCACUGAACCCAACCCCCAUGUCCAUGCGUCAUCAAGGCGGAAGAUUGCUGCGGCCUACUCUAUGACCAGCCUCGUCCGGCUUGAACCCUUGGUGGAUGAGUGCACGACGAUUCUCGAGGCGCGGCUACGCGAAUUCGCCUCUGCCGAUCAAACUUUUGAUCUUUCGCUAUGGAUGCAAUGUUUUGCGUUCGAUGUGAUUGGAAAGAUCACGUUCGGCGAGCGCUUCGGCUUUCUCGAUUCUGGCGCGGAUAUCGACGGCAUCAUGGCUUCUCUCACGGAAUACCUCAACCACUGCGCGCGAGUUGGUGUCUUCCCCGAAUGGCACAAGACAUUAUUCCGUCGCAAAAUGAAGUCGAGGAGUCUUUCAGGCGUCCCCAACAUUCGAAGAUUCGCGUCGACCCACCUUGAGGCCAAGAGUGCAAAGACUCAGCUAGGCGAGGAUAAAGACGGGCCGGUCGACAUUAUAACGCGGCUACUAUCGAUCCAAAGCGAGGAUCCCGACAAAAUCGGCAAGGACGAGAUCCUGAGUACCGCGGUGAUGAACAUUGGGGCCGGCUCUGACACGACCUCCAUCGCAAAGCUGAGGGAGGAAAUCGCGUCAUACGAGGUGAACGGCCUGCUUUCCAACCCGGUGAAAUUUGCCGAAGCCCAGAAAAUGCCGUAUUUGCAGGCCGUCAUAAAGGAGGCACUUCGAGUCCAUCCCGCCGCGGGAUUGAUCCUCGGCCGGGUUGUUCCUGAAGGCGGCGCCUUGCUGGCUGGUCAACAUUUCCCUCCCGGCUUUGGCCAAGGUUCUCGGACGUGUAUCGGCAAGAACAUUAGCUUGAUGGAGAUCUCCAAGGUCAUCCCACAGAUCGUUCGCCAGUUUGACCUCGUGCCGGAUACAACCUCGGGGAACCGGAGUGGCAAACGGAGAAUGUGUGGUUCGUCAAGACGAAAGAUUUCUACUGUAAACCUCGUGUACUUGAGAAAGCGUGAGUGA
This is a messenger RNA of Parascedosporium putredinis, 1035 nucleotides long. Lineage: Eukaryota; Fungi; Ascomycota; Sordariomycetes; Microascales; Microascaceae. The record is from the annotation of a GenBank genome assembly.